This is a messenger RNA of Chelonoidis abingdonii (Abingdon island giant tortoise), 2255 nucleotides long. RefSeq names its product interleukin-1 receptor type 1-like. The record is from RefSeq and is a predicted model, not a curated record. Gene Ontology annotation, biological process: signal transduction; regulation of inflammatory response. Gene Ontology annotation, molecular function: interleukin-1, type I, activating receptor activity. Lineage: Eukaryota; Metazoa; Chordata; Testudines; Testudinidae.
UCUAAAGAUCCUGUGGCCCUUUUAACAAAAAUAGGGUGGUUAAUCCUUGUGUCCUGCUCCAGCUGCAGUUUUUAGUGAAACAUGACAUCAACGACAUUGUUUUUGUGCAGUAUAACAGUAUUUCUUUAUUCACUCAAGGCAGAGAAAUGUGAAGUCUAUGAUGUGAAUGAUGUGUUUCUUAAGCACAAUUUUGUACAUGAAGGACAGCCACUUGCUGUCAACUGUUCAGUAGAUAAAAUAAUGAAUUUUGAAAACACAGACUACAACUUGACUUGGUACAAAACUGGUAGCCAAACAUCUGUGGCUAAAGACAAACAUUCCAGAAUUCACCAGCAAAAUAACUUCAUUUGGUUUCUCCCUGCAACUUUAAAAGAUUCAGGAUCCUAUGAAUGUGUUAUAAGGAAUUUAUCAAGCUGCAGAAAAAUAUAUAUGAACCUAAGAGUGUUCAAGAAUAUUUAUGGUUCAUGCUUUAAUGAAAAAUUUGCCAUUGGGGAGGAGAUACUAACAUCGUCACAUGCUAAGGUUGUGUGUCCUCAUUUGGAUUACUUCAGAGAUGAGGAGAAUACUUUGCCCCUUCAGUGGUAUAAGGAGUGUGAACUGCUUGAAGAGGAAAGGUUUGUCUCUUCCAAUGAUUAUCUUGUGAUUAAAAAUGCAACUCUACACGACAAAGGAAACUACACAUGCAGAACAUCAUAUACUUACAAGGGAAAACAAUAUAACAUUUCACGAGACAUUAGUCUAACUGUGACAGUGAGUCCACGGAACACUCCACCAGAAAUAUUUUACCCAAGAAACAAUUCCAUUGAAGCAGAACUUGGCUCACGUGUCAUAGUGGACUGCAAUGUAACAGGCGCUGAAGUGUUUCAGGUGUACUGGACAGUCAACAACACAUACAUUGAUCUAUAUUAUAAGAGUAGAAUUUUUGAAGAGGAAGAUUAUGAAGGAGAAACUUUCUAUGAUGGACGCCAUCUCGCUACGGUGAGGCUCAAGAUUUCCAAAGUGAAUAGCGAGGAUUAUGAACAUCACUUUGUCUGCCAUGCUUUGAAUUCCUUUGGUCAAGUUUCAACAUAUAUAGCAUUAAAACACAGAGUUGCAGAUUUUCACAAAUCACUGACUGGAGGAUUCGUUGCAUUGCUGCUUUUAGCAGUUGUUACUUUAUUAAUCUUCAAGCUUUUCAAGAUUGACAUUGUGCUUUGGUAUCGUAGUUCUUGCCAUGCUUUUGUAAAGAAAGAAGCUUCAGAUGGGAAGAUCUAUGAUGCAUACGUCGUGUAUCCAAAACCCAAUGGGGUGAGAUGUAUCUACACCCUGAACAACUUUGUUCUGAGAAUACUACCCGAGGUCUUAGAGAGACAGUGUGGAUAUAAUCUUUUUAUACUUGGAAGGGAUGAUUUACUAGGGGAAGCUGUGGUCAAUGUUAUUGAUGAAACCAUCAAACAAAGCAGAAGACUGAUGAUAAUUUUAGAAUCAGAAGCAUUGAGUUACAAUGUGUUAGAAGAUACCUUUGAACAGCAACUGGCUGUGUACAAUGCUCUUAUCCGAGAUGAAAUAAAAAUUAUUCUGAUUGAACUAGAUAAAAUACAGGACAACACAAACAUGCCAGAAUCCAUUAAAUACAUUAAACAAAAGCACGGAGCCAUCCGGUGGAAAGGGGACUUCACAGAGAAAUCUCACUCAGCAAAUACAAAGUUCUGGAAAAAUGUGAGAUACCGAAUGCCACUCAGACAAACAGUGUCUUCUUUGGAUCCAAAAACUUUUCACUAUUUUGCAGCAACAGAAAGAUGAUGAUGCUGUAUUUUAAUGGCACAGACCAGCUCACUUUUAAAUAUUUACUAUGGACAAUUUGUCUUCAGAAGGUUCUAGUAUGUAUUACCAACUGGUCAUCUCAGUCACUUAGAUGCUUUCAAGAUUAAAAAACCCGCUACAACAUAAUUUUGUUGUUGAUUAAAAAAUUCAGUUGCCACUAUACCAUUGUGCAAUAUUGGGAGAUAUCUGAAUCAUUGUCUCAGUAUCCCAGAUAUUUAAAGCUGAGAUGUAGCAAAUGCAGUGGCAUAUAAUUUUUGUGAUUUCUUUAAAGAAAACUUAUUGUAGGGAAGUUUUUUGUUUUUUAAAUUGAGGUUAACUAACGAAUACAUUUAAACGAACAUUCAUUAUGCCUAGAUUUUUAUACUGUGGUUUUGUUGUUGAUAUUUUUUUUCUGAAAAUAAUUUGAUCUGAUCUAAUCAAGGUACUUCCAAACUCAAGUCAUACCUUUUUCC